AAACCCACAAAUGAAAUUAAAAAGAGAAGGAAAUAAGAAGAAGAGUUGGCUCAAUUCCCAUUAACAGGGUCAGUGUCUUCCACCUCAGUUGGAUCCAAAAAGAAACCCAUUAUAAUAUUUCACUUUUUAUUUUCAUUUUUCAGUCACUGAAUGAUAUAUGAAGCGACUGUUACUUCAAUCCCCUGCUUUGGAUUCAACAUCUUGGGUUGAAUGUAAAUAUUUCCAAACAAAUUUAUAGAGAUUCUGGCUUUUUGGGUCAGUUUCUUUUGGUUCAUAGCUACCUCAAAUCCAUUUCAAAACGGAUGCUUCGUUUUUUUUUUUUUUCUGGGUUGUUUUCACCAAACACAGCUUUGGGUUUUUUCAUCACAUUGCUUUCUUUUCACUGUUCUUCGGGGGUCUAUAUUGUUCUUGCUUCAAGUUAUAAAUUCCUAAUUUCAACUCAUUUUAUUUAAUUCGUUUUCAUCUGUUUCUUCUUCAUUUAUCGAUGUUGAAUAAAUAACUUUGUCGUCAUUUGAGGAAGUGGGAUUUUGGGUUUUUGAGUUUAUAUGGGAUGGAGGAGGUUCUGAUUCUUCAAAUGGUGAUUCUUUGUCUCAUUAUUGCUGCUAAUGCUUCCAACCUUGGGGAAAUUGCUGGAUUAAGAAACUCUCCACCCCCUUCAACUUUUUCUGCAUUUCCUCCGGUUUUAGGAACACCUGGUUCAGUCCAACAAGAAAAAUCGUUGAGAAUCAAUGGACCAAGCUCAGCACCACAGCAAAAUGAGUCAACUUUGCAACCACCUGUUAUGUUACCAACAAUUGUUCCAGGUCCAUUGCCUGAUACGAUCGAAGGGUUUAUACCAUCCGCUUCACCCCAUGCUCCGCCUGAGGCACCACCAUUUAAUAGUAUGCCUCAGCCAUCUUUACCAGUUCAACCAAAUGCUCCAUUGAUUUCACCAAGUGCACCAGAACCAGAAGGUAAAGCACCAGCGAAUGAGACUCCUCUGUCGAUUGUUUCUCCAGGUCCAGCUGUGUCAUCUUCAAAUUCUCCACAUUAUCCUCCUACAAGUUCCCCACAUGAGCAAACAAAUACUUCAUCAAGUUCUCAUCAAAGCACUUCACCAAAUGUAGCUCCAAUCCCUGAGCCAAUUUCUCCAGCGAGCAAGUUGCCUAAGAACUCACCGGCUAGUCAUCCGGUAGGUCUUGAAAGACCACCAUCCAUAUUACCAGAACCCAUUAUCUCUCCAGCGAUAGCUAUUUCCCCAAAAGCUAGCGACAGAAAGAGAUUAGAAACACCAGCAGCUACACCUUAUAAUGCACUGCCCAAGUAUAUGCCACCUGUGAAUCAUUCCCCAGGAGAAGCUCCUUCCAGUCACAAUGACAUGGGACAUUCUCAUGAUGCUCAACAGCCGAUCUCUCCACCGCAGAAAACUCUGUUUCAUAGAGUAAAUCUUUCUCCAACAUCUCCUCCUUCGCCCUCAAAUUAUAAGAAUCGCAGAAGGGAGAAUCAUAUCAUCAGUCACGCACCUGGACCAUCAUAUCCAAUUUCCUCCCCCAUGACAAAAACGCCGGGUCCAGUUAUUUCUACAGCACAACAUUCGCCGGGCAGACAACACCAUGCUCCACCUUCGGAAUCAGAACCUCCUUCACAUUAUGCUCCACUGCCGCCUGUGACUCAUGUUUCACCUUCUCCUUCACCACACCAAAAAAUAUCUGGGCAUACUAGAAGACAUUUUUAUCCUCCUAAAGCUUCACCGUCGAAACCUUGGGCAAAAAGCCCAAAGAUGCCACCAAUUCAUACAUUGCCACCUCCACCUCCCGAUGAAGAUUGUUUAGCUACCCAGUGCACCGAGCCGUAUACAAAUACUCCCCCAGGAUCUCCCUGCGGUUGUGUAUGGCCCAUGCAAAUUGGACUUCGCCUCAGUGUUUCGCUAUAUACCUUCUUCCCUCUAGUUUCAGUGCUGGCAACAGAAAUUGCUGCUGGGGUGUUUGUAAAGCAAAGCCAAGUUCGCAUCAUUGGAGCCAAUGCAGCUAACCAGCAACCAGAUAAGACUGUUGUCCUUAUUGACUUAGUCCCACUUGGUGAGAAGUUUGACAAUACUACAGCCUUUUUGACUUACCAAAGGUUUUGGCAUAAGAAGGUUUCGAUCAGAGCUUCCUAUUUUGGGAACUAUGAAGUAUUGUAUGUUCGAUAUCCAGGUUUACCUCAAUCACCUCCUUCUGGAGAUUCAGGACUAGAUAAUGAGCCUUAUUUCGGUAAUAGUAAUGACGCGAGGGCAGUAAAACCAAUUGGCGUCGAUGUGCAGAACAGACAGCACAAAGAUAGGCUAAGUGGUGGUAUGAUUGCCAUCGUUGCCCUAUCAACUACUAUUGCAGUGGUUUUAUGUGUUGCAACUGCUUGGAUUUUGCUCUUCAAACGCAAUGAUGGCCCUUGUCAGCCAAAACCGACUCCAAAUGUUUUGUUAACCUCCCUCAAUAAACCAUCAGGUGCUGGUGGAUCAGUUAUGGCUACCAUGCCGAGUUCUGCCUCUUUAUCAUUUGGAUCUAGCAUUGCCCCAUAUUCAGGGUCAGCCAAGACAUUCAGUGCCUCCGACAUUGAGAAAGCCACCAAUAAUUUUGAUCCUUCAAGAAUAUUGGGAGAGGGUGGCUUUGGACGUGUUUACAGAGGCGUUCUCGAAGAUGGUACUGAAGUAGCAGUCAAAGUUCUCAAGAGAGAUGAUCAUCAGGGUGGUCGAGAAUUCUUGGCUGAAGUUGAAAUGCUUAGUCGUCUCCACCAUAGAAAUUUGGUCAAGUUGAUUGGAAUAUGUAUCGAGGAACGUAGCCGCUCCCUGGUGUAUGAACUUAUUCCAAAUGGCAGUGUGGAAUCUCACUUGCAUGGUUUUGAUAAGGAAACUGCUCCACUCGAUUGGGAAGCCCGGAUCAAGAUAGCACUCGGCGCUGCUCGAGGUCUAUCCUAUCUACAUGAGGAUUCAAGUCCUAGAGUCAUACAUCGAGACUUCAAAUCCAGCAAUAUCUUGUUAGAACAUGAUUUUACACCAAAAGUUUCUGACUUUGGGUUGGCUAGAACUGCAAUGGAUGAGGAAAGCAGACACAUAUCCACACGUGUCAUGGGAACUUUCGGGUAUGUGGCUCCAGAGUAUGCAAUGACUGGUCAUCUACUUGUGAAGAGUGAUGUUUAUAGCUACGGGGUCGUUCUUCUUGAGUUAUUAACUGGUAGGAAACCAGUUGAUAUGUCGCAACCACCGGGUGAAGAAAAUCUUGUUGCGUGGGCUCGUCCUCUCCUCACAAGCAAAGAAGGCAUAGAUGUUAUAAUUGACAAAUCAAUAGAUUCUAAUGUUCCUUUUGAAAAUAUUGCCAAAGUGGCAGCCAUUGCUUCAAUGUGUGUGCAACCAGAGGUAUCACAUCGACCCUUCAUGGGUGAGGUUGUUCAAGCAUUGAAACUAGUUUGCAACCAAUGCAACAAGGCUCGAGAAACAAGCUCACAGGCUAGUUCGAGCCCGCAGAAUUCAACUAUCAAUACGAAUGAUGAUGAGGCAUCGAGUUCAAGAUAUAUGCUAGACUCUUUUCAUAGCGAAUAUUUAGUACCUAACUCAAUUUCGAGUCUUUAUGGCAUUGAUACACGUCUCUCAAUUUCAGACUUGUUAAAUACUUCAAUGGGUAUCGGAAUGCAAGAAUCUAGACAGCUUGAAAGAUGCUUUAGUUCCGGUCCUCCUAGAAUUGGAAAAGGCAAGAGGCACUUCUGGGAAAGAAUGAGAAGAUACUCAGGAAGUAGCAUAAGUGAACAUGGAAUGCCCACUAGAAUAUGGUCAGGUUCUACCUAACAAAUUAGCAUGCCUUUCCACAUUCUUAAAUUUCUGUCUGACUCCUUUCGAUCCAAACCUCCCUAAGAUGAACAACGCAUGCUAAUUUCGAAUUUUUAACUAACUGACUCCUAAAAUAGCUUCGAAGUGUCAUAUGCAACUUCUUGGAAUUGUGGAGCAAAAGUUCAAUAGCAUGAUUGAUGAAUCGAGGCAUACAAGCCCAAUUGUUUUCCUCUUA
Molecule: messenger RNA, 4013 nt
Organism: Benincasa hispida (wax gourd)
Lineage: Eukaryota; Viridiplantae; Streptophyta; Magnoliopsida; Cucurbitales; Cucurbitaceae
Source: RefSeq, a predicted model, not a curated record